Molecule: messenger RNA, 2201 nt
Organism: Protobothrops mucrosquamatus (brown spotted pit viper)
Lineage: Eukaryota; Metazoa; Chordata; Lepidosauria; Squamata; Viperidae
Gene: MBTD1
Product: mbt domain containing 1
Exons: 16
Coding region: 20-1978 (652 amino acids)
Biological process (GO): regulation of DNA-templated transcription
Cellular component (GO): nucleus
Molecular function (GO): zinc ion binding
Source: RefSeq, a predicted model, not a curated record
CCCUGCCCAUGAGGGCCUGAUGGAAAACACAAAGGAUCUGACUGAACAUCCUUCAAGGUCAGAAAGGAAGAGACGUGAUUCAUUCGGGAUGUUCGAUGGCUAUGAUAGCUGCAGUGAGGAUACAAGUAGUAGUUCUAGUUCUGAUGAAAGUGAAGAAGAGGUUUCUCCCUUACCUUCCAAUCUCCCAAUAAUCAAGAACAAUGGGCAGGUUUACACUUAUCCAGAUGGCAAAUCUGGCAUGGCUACCUGUGAAAUGUGCGGGAUGGUUGGUGUCAGAGAUGCCUUUUACUCCAAGACCAAGCGCUUCUGCAGUGUUUCCUGCUCAAGAAGCUACUCAUCGAACUCUAAGAAGGCCAGCAUUCUGGCCAGACUUCAGGGAAAACCUCCCACUAAGAAGGCUAAAGUGUUACAAAAACAACCUUUAGUUGCUAAAUUAGCUGCAUAUGCUCAAUACCAAGCAACGGUACAGAACCAGUCCAAGACUAAAACAGCAUCUGUUCCAAUGGAAGGUUUCAGUUGGGGCAACUAUAUCAAUAGCAAUAGUUUCACAGCAGCUCCUGUGAAUUGUUUUAAACAUGCACCUAUGGGGACAUGCUGGGGUGAUAUCUCAGAAGGUGUGCGUGUGGAAGUCCCUAACACAGAUUGCAGCCUACCUACCAAAGUCUUCUGGAUUGCUGGGAUUUUGAAAUUAGCAGGUUACAAUGCUUUAUUAAGAUAUGAAGGCUUUGAAGGUGAUUCAAAUCUUGACUUCUGGUGUAACAUCUGUGGACCUGAUAUCCAUCCAGUUGGUUGGUGUGCAACCAGUGGGAAACCUCUAGUUCCACCACGAUCCAUUCAACACAAAUAUACAAAUUGGAAAGCUUUUCUGGUAAAAAGACUCACCGGUGCCAAAACUCUUCCUCCUGACUUCUCUCAGAAGGUAUCUGAAAGUAUGCAGUAUCCUUUCAAGCCUUCUAUGAGAGUAGAAGUUGUCGAUAAAACACACCUCUGCCGAACACGGAUAGCAGUUGUUGACAGUGUGAUUGGAGGCAGGUUAAGAUUAGUGUAUGAAGAAAGUGAGGACAAAACAGAUGACUUCUGGUGCCAUAUGUACAGCCCACUCAUUCAUCCUAUUGGUUGGUCUCGGAGUAUAGGACAUCGAUUCAAAAGAUCUGAUAUUACCAAGAAGCAAGAUGGUCACGUUGAUGCACCCCCACAAUUAUUUGCUAAGGUAAAAGAAGCUGAGUCCAGUGGAGAAUGGUUCAAAGAGGGGAUGAAAUUGGAAGCCAUAGAUCCGUUAAAUCUUUCUGCUAUAUGUGUGGCAACAAUUAGAAAGGUAUUAGCAGAUGGAUAUCUUAUGAUUGGGAUUGAUGGAUCUGAGGCAGCUGAUGGGUCUGACUGGUUUUGUUACCAUGCAACCUCCCCUUCUAUAUUCCCUGUUGGUUUCUGUGAAAUUAACACGAUAGAACUAACUCCACCCCGAGGUUAUGCAAAGCUACCUUUCAAAUGGUUUGACUACCUCAGGGAAACAGGUUCAGUAGCAGCCCCUGUCAAAUUCUUUAACAAGGAAGUUCCAAACCAUGGGUUUCACGUUGCAAUGAAACUGGAAGCUGUGGAUCUCAUGGAACCUCGUUUAGUAUGCGUGGCCACAGUAACUCGCAUAAUCCAUCGUCUGCUGAGGAUACAUUUUGAUGGCUGGGAGGAUGAAUAUGAUCAGUGGGUAGACUGUGAAUCACCUGACCUCUAUCCUGUAGGGUGGUGUCAGAUAACAGGUUACCAGCUACAGCCUCCUGCAUCACAGUCUUCAAGAGAUAGCCAAUCAAGUUCAUCAAAGCAGAAGAAAAAGUCUAAAUCACAGCAGUACAAAGGACACAAGAAAAUAUCUUCACUGCAGCUGAAAGAGGAAUUGAUAGAUGGAGAGGAAUACAGCUUUCUUCAAGGAGCUUCUGAUCAGGAAAGCAAUGGAUCAGCCAGCCAGUACAUCAAGCAAGAACCCUAAGGGUAAAUCUGAACAGGAUGGUACAAAACAAGACUUCCUUAAGACUGAUGUUCCCAUUCAGAUGUUACCAUUUGAUGGCUUCUACUAAGGGCACUUUGCUAACUGCGGUUAAGAUUUCAAUUCAGAAUUUUUGGAGGACAAGAAAACUAUUUUAGUGGGGGGAAAAGAAUUUUCAAUUUAUUAAAAAUUGACAUGUUUGUGUUGUAUUUGAAGCUUUUGAAAG